AUGAUUCCCUUUAUUAUUGGUCCUCAAAAUCCACCAAAAUAUCAAACAUGUUUUACUUUAAUUACAUUAUUCAUAAUACUUUCAAUAGUUUAAUCAAAAAUAUUAACACAUAGCGAAUCAUUUACAACAAUAAAUGGUAAUAUAAAAUGCAAUUAUUUAUUUAGGUUGGUAAGUUAUUUCAAAUAACGCUCAUGAUUCGAGAAUUAUAACUUGUGGAGCAUCCAAUGUGUUAUUUAUACAUAAUCAAAGUCCUGUUGAAUAUAGUGCAAUGUAUUUCAAGACUUACGAAAUCCAGCCACAUUAUAAAAUUGAAGCAGAAUUUAAUUUUUGGACGUACUAACAUUAUAAAUUAUAGGAUAGAUUAUUGGAAUUCCAAUUAUUUCAUAGUUUAUUGUGAUACUUUAGUAGCACAUGCCUCUUUUUAUUCAACCACUAGUACAACUAAUUUAUGCGAGGUUUCCAACCUAUAUGAUGAAUCUUUUCUUAUCAAUUUUUAAAAGUUUCAUUAUGGCAGUACAGUUUCAAUAUCAUUUUUAUCAAGUUCUGGAAAAUUUGGAAUUUCAGAUUUCAAUUUAUAUAUUCAUGAAUGCCCAGCUGGAUGUAAUUCAUGCAAUGAUAAAGGUUGUUUUUAUUAAUUUUUAUAUAUGAAGUCUUUUGAUUCUCGAUCAAUAUCAACAAUAAAUACUAUGGAAGGAUGGUCUACUAAUGACAUAGUUUCCACACUAGUUGGCAAUAUUGUGGGUAUAAUGUUAUAUUUUAAAUAGAUAUAUCUUAUCAUAAGUUCACAGGAAAUUCAAUUACAAAAGAGAUUACUCUAAAUUAACAUGAAGCUAUUAGUAUAUAUAUAAGAGUAAUGGUAUUUAAUUCAGAUAUCAACUACUAGUUAUACUGAUGGGUGGUUAUUUAUUUAGGAUACCUUUUUGGAUUAUAUGUCUUCAUAAUGUAUCGCUAUUCAAGAACGCAACCAUAUUAACUUGAAAAUCAAAAUUACAGUUGACGUAGCAAUGAAUAAAAAAAACCCGUCACUGUAAACUUGGUUUGGAAUUAGGGACUUUUAAUUAUUCUUAACUCCUUAUAAUUUAGUUGCUGACAUGAAGAAUACAUGUGAUGAUUCAAAUAUUUACCCUUUUGAUGGCUGUUUUUCGAAAAUGUACGAUUGUGUCGAAGGUUGCAGUAAUUGCAUUUUUGGUGUAUGCUACGAUUGUUAAGGAGGUUGGGAAUAUAUAGAGCACUUAAGAAAAUGUCAUCCAAUUUGUGGAGACUCUGUUAUCACAUACAACGAAGAAUGUGAUGGUAUCAAUGUAGUUUUGAAUGGAUGUGAGUUUUGUAAGUUAUCUUGUCCCUCUUUAUGCAAAACAUGUAAACUUGGGAAAUGUCUUGAAUGUCAAUAAUCAUAUUUGUUAAUUGAUAAUUCUUGCUUAUUAACUUGUGAAUAUAAUUAAGAUUAGUAUGUAUAAAAAAAACGAGGAUGUUAUUACCAAGUAGAAAAUUUUAUUGAUAUUGGAUUUUAAUAAUAUGCUUAAUUAAAUUCUAAUAUUGUCAUAUUUACUCCAGAUUGUCUAGUUCAUAAUUAUUAAAUAUUUGGCUUUAAAUAUUAAAUUUGUAGCGUUUUUAGAGUAAAUAAUUGUAAAAUUUAAUAUUAAGAAUAUUGUACAGAAUGUAUGGAGGGGUAUCAUUUAGAGAGAAAUAAAAAGAAUUGUUCUCCUUCAUGUAACGAUGGUAUUAUUGAAGAAACUGAAGAAUGCGAUGACAAAAAUAAUAUUUAAUUUGACAAGUGUUACAAAUGCUAAUAGAGUUGUUAAUUGGAAUGUCAAAUUUGUAUUAAAUAAAAGUGUUUGGCAUGCUUAGAAGGCUGGUAACUUUUAGAUGAUAUUUGUGUCCCUAAAUGUGGAGAUGGAAUUAUUGCUCUUGGGUCUCAAGAAUAAUGUGAUGAUGGUAAUUAAAUUGACAAAGAUGGCUGUGAUAAGUGCAUUUGGUAAUGUUCUCCUUAUUGUAAAUAAUGCAUCAAUUAAAAUUUAUGUUAUAAAUGCAUUGAUAAUUUUGAAUUAAUCGGACUUAAUGAAUGUUAACCUAUUUGUGGAGAUAAUAUCGUAAUACCAGGCUUAGAAGAAUGUGAUGACGGAAAUGAAGUUCCUUUUGAUGGUUGUUUUGAAUGUUAAUUUUAAUGUUAAAUUGGUUGUGUGAAAUGUGAAUUUGGAAUUUGCUAACAAUAAUGCAAACAAGACCAAAUAAUUGUUAAUGGUUCGUGUAAAAAUGAAUCAGAUGAUUCAUCAUAAAUGGAUGAAAUGGAAUAGGAUGAAAAUAAUAUCAACAAUUAGUUUUCAAUAUAAGAAUGUGGUGAUGGGAGAAAAUCUUAAAAAGAAGAAUGUGAUGACAGUAAUAAUCUAAAUAAUGAUGGGUGCUCAAAUAUAUGUCAAAUAGAAGUAAAUUGGAACUGUACUGAGAUAUAGAAUGUUUAUAGCAAAUGUUUUCCUAUUACUAACUUAAAGAUUUCGUUUUUGAAUUAAAGUUUUGAAUAUCAAUAUGUUUAAAUUUCAUACGAUAAAUAAGUCAAAACGCAAGGACUCCCUGAAGAUUUUAUUUCAACUAUUAAGUCUGAAAUAUAUCUUUUGAAACAAAAAGAAUAUAAAAUCAAAAUCUAUCCUGUAAACUAAAUUUAAGAUGACAAAGUAUCUAAUAUUGAUUAUUAGGUGGAAAUAAUUAUCUAUAAUUCACUUUUUGAUUAACCUAAAUUAACAAUAGUUAUUUAAUAAGUUUUGAUUGAUGAAAAUUAAUUUUUUGUAUAUCCUAAUCCCUAAUCUAUUUUACUUAAGCAUCCAAAAUAUAUGAAUAAUAAUUUAAGAGCUGUGUCGCAAAAGUUAUAGCAUUUUGGUCAAAUUAUGAUGAUAAGUUUAUGUGGUAGUGGUUUUUUAAUGUUAAUCCUAGGAUAUUGGAUGACAUUUCUAUAAAUAUUGGGUAUCCUUUAAUACCAAUCUACUUUAAGAUAUAUAAAUCUUGAUUUUCCAUAAAAUGUGGAGAACUAUUUUGAAUCCUCUGACUUUGUAUCAUUAUAACCUAUUUUGAUACACUUAUAAAUAUCAAAUUAGCUUGAUGAAAUAUUAGGACAAGAAUAUAUCAGUAGUUUUGGAAGAUUUUUAUAUUAUAAAACUAAUGCUGAUUUGUUAACCAAUAUCUAAGGAGAACUUGUUUAACUUCUUGCAAUUAUUAUUCUGUUUCUAAUACAUUAUUUCUAGUGUUAUUUGUAAAAGUAUCUUUUCACUUAAAAAAUUUUAGAUUCUAUAAAUAGAAUCAAAAAUCAAAUGUUUGCCAAAAUUGUAUAUAAGCUCUAUAACUUAAAUAGAAAAUUAUUGA
This is a messenger RNA of Paramecium octaurelia, 3351 nucleotides long. Lineage: Eukaryota; Ciliophora; Oligohymenophorea; Peniculida; Parameciidae. The record is from the annotation of a GenBank genome assembly.